Cannabis sativa is the source of this 1672-nucleotide messenger RNA. RefSeq names its product tobamovirus multiplication protein 3. The record is from RefSeq and is a predicted model, not a curated record. Bases 358 to 1281 code for a protein of 307 amino acids. Lineage: Eukaryota; Viridiplantae; Streptophyta; Magnoliopsida; Rosales; Cannabaceae. The transcript has 11 exons.
UAUCAUUAUCCACGUGGAGAUAUAGAAACGGUUGAAGAAGGACGCGUGGGCCAAAGCCCAUACACAAACCAAAAGCCCACCCAAGCCCGCACGCUCACACGUGUGUCCUUUAUAAUCUUUUUUUCUCUCUCUCUCUCAAACCUUCUCUUUCUCCUUUCUCCCUCUUAUCUGCUUUUCCUCUUAUUUUGCCGGCAGUUCUUUUAUUUUAAUUUUAAUUUUAAUUUUUAAAAAUUAAACAAAUAUUAAUAACAUCUGAGAUUGGGAGUGUCUGUCUCUGUUCUUCUUCUUCAAUAACAACAAGAACAAUAAGAAUUUGAAUCUGCGCCUUUGCUGGAACAUCGAUUUCUUCUUGAUCGGAUGAGACCGAGUAGCGUCGGAGAUAUGACGUCAUCUUCGUCGUCUUCUUCUUCUUCGUCGUCGUCUUCUCCGUUGGCGGUCGUGGUGGCUUAUAAGUUGACGGAGGCUUCCAAUUGGUGGAACGAUGUAAAUGAAUCUCCACUCUGGCAGGACCGCAUCUUUCAUCUCCUCACCGCUCUUUACGCCGCCGUAGCCACCGUUGCUCUGAUUCAAUUGGUUCGUAUACAAUUGAGAGUGCCGGAAUAUGGUUGGACGACGCAGAAGGUGUUCCACUUUCUCAAUUUUGUGGUGAAUGGGGUUCGAGCUUUUGUAUUUGGCUUCCGCCGCGAUGUGCAGAAGUUGCAACCGGAGAUUGCCCAACAUAUCUUGCUUGAUAUGCCAAGUCUUGUUUUCUUUACAACUUAUGCGCUUCUAGUUCUCUUCUGGGCAGAAAUUUACUAUCAAGCACGCGCUGUAUCAACUGAUGGAUUGAGGCCAAGCUUCCUAUCUAUCAAUGCGGUUAUUUACGUAAUUCAGAUUGCACUGUGGUUAGUAUCAUGGUGGAAGCCAAUUCGACUUGUCGUCAUCCUAUCAAAGAUAUUCUUUGCAGGUGUUUCGCUGUUCGCAGCUCUAGGGUUUCUUCUAUACGGUGGAAGACUUUUCUUGAUGUUGCAACGAUUUCCUGUAGAAUCAAAGGGGCGACGAAAGAAGCUGCAGGAGGUUGGCUACGUGACAACCAUAUGCUUUUCAUGUUUCCUUAUCAGAUGCAUAAUGGUUUGCUUUAACGUCUUUGAUAAAGCUGCUGAUCUUGAUGUUUUGGAUCAUCCAAUUCUAAAUUUGAUAUAUUACGUGUUAGUGGAGAUAUUGCCCUCCUCUUUAGUUCUGUUCAUUUUGAGGAAGUUACCACCAAAACGCGGGAUCACACAAUAUCAUCCAAUUCGCUAGAACGAAAUCACAACCUAAUCUGCUGCAGCAAAACAAAGCGAAAUGGCGGGGAGGUACAAAAGUGUUAAUGUUUUUCAAGAUGCUUAUCUACCUCGAGCGAACUCUUAGAAAGGAGGGAAAAAGUUGACCUCUUUGUGUUUUAAGGAACUCUUGGAUUAAGUUUGUUCUUUUUAGUAAUGAUAUAGAUCCUGUUAAAAAGAAUGAUCUUUCUUAGUAUUGUGAAAUGUGAUCUUGACUGCUGUUUGUUAUUAUCUUUUGCUUUUGAUUUGUUUUGGCUCAUUUAUGGGUUCACUUUCUGUUACUAAUUAAUUACUACUCCAUGAACAGAAAAACAGCAGGAAAGAAAGUAAAUUGAAAAAGAAAAAAAAAAGGUUUGGUUUUUGUGUAUGAA